This is a messenger RNA of Linum trigynum, 1149 nucleotides long. Lineage: Eukaryota; Viridiplantae; Streptophyta; Magnoliopsida; Malpighiales; Linaceae. The record is from the annotation of a GenBank genome assembly.
AUGGGAAUUAGCAGAUGGAGAUGGUAUGUGGCUAUGCUCUUCAUCCAACUGGCCUAUGGUAUAUCCAACAUCCUCAUCAAGAUCUCCCUCGACAAAGGACUCAACCCAUUUGUGCUGGUGGUUUACCGCCACGCUAUUGCUUUCCUACUGCUAGCUCCCUUCGCUUAUGUACUCGAAAGGAAACAGAGGCCUGCACUCAGCUUGUCUGUGAUGGUCAAGAUACUGGCGCUCUCAUCACUCGGGACUACGUUACACCUCAACAUCUACUAUGCAGGAUUGACAUACACAACGGCCACAGUUGCCAGUGCUCUCAGUAAUGUCAUCCCUAGCCUCACCUUCGCCAUGGCACUUCUACUCGGAAUGGAGCAAGUGAAGGUAGGCUGUGGAAGAGGGCGGGCCAAGGUGUUGGGGACGAUGAUCUGCGUUGCUGGAUCACUUGUUUUUACUUUCUGGAAAGGAGGUUCUCUGUUUCAGGGUCAUCUUGCCCUGCAGCAGCCUCUCCUAGAGAUCUCGUACAGCGCAAACCAGGACGGAGCUGAUCAUGACAAGAAUCGAAGUUCGAUCAAAGGCUCUGCUCUGAUCCUUACUAGCUACAUUGCUUGGAGUGGCUGGUUGAUUCUACAGGGGAUUGUCUGUAAGGUCUACCCUGCGCGUUUGUCGCUCAACGCUUGGAUCUGCUUCUUUGCGUCAAUCCAAUCAUCUAUGCUCGCACUUUUAUUCGCGAGAGAUCCUGCCCUAUGGAAGUUGAAGCUGGAGUGGAACGUGGAGCUCGCGACUAUCAUGUACUGUGGGGUGGUGAUAUCGACAUUGGUGUACUACCUGCAGACAUUGUGUAUCAGCAAAAAAGGUCCUGUAUUUGCUGCAAUGUUCAGUCCUCUGCUUCUUGUGAUCGUAGGGGCAUUCUCUUCCAUUGCUUUCGCGGAGCAACUUCAUCUUGGCAGCUUGGUAGGGGCACUGAUAAUCAUUCUAGGGCUAUACAGUGUGCUAUGGGGAAAAAGUGGAGACCAUACAGCUUUGUCCACAACAGCAGGAGCAGGGCAGAAAGGAAACGCAGUUGGUAUAGAUGGUACUGUUAGCACAACACAAAAUAGCUCCGCCCCCCACAGAAACCAACAGAAGUCGGCAGAAUACAUGGCAGUUAUGAACUGA